AUGAAGAGUUGCAGCUUAGAUCUAUGCCUAUCUCCAAUGACCUCUACGCUUCAAUCUUGUCGCCGAGAUUCUACGGUACUUAGUGUUCGAUCUUCAACCAUAAGAUCAUCCGAGGAAGCCAAUGAAUUCUAUAAUGGGAGAUUACGCGAGUACGAUCUCGUAGAGAUUCAGAAUUUGAUAUUGAUGAUGAGUGAAAAACAUACAUGA
Molecule: messenger RNA, 207 nt
Organism: Arabis nemorensis
Lineage: Eukaryota; Viridiplantae; Streptophyta; Magnoliopsida; Brassicales; Brassicaceae
Source: the annotation of a GenBank genome assembly